AUGGAUGUGAAACUAUCGAGAAUUGAAGAAAUAGAAAAAGAUGUGUCGUGUAUGAAUCAACAACAAGCAGAAAUUGGCGAAUCUCUUGUUAUGAUAGACAAUGAAGUUUGGAAUCUUCGGGAAAGCAUUAAAAAAACCCAGAUGUGUCCACCACUGAAGCCAUUACCGCACGGCAAGUACAAAAUGAGGAUAGAAGCCAUGAUGCCGACAGACAAUUCGGAUCUUAAGUUCACAGAAUCCAUUCUAAAUUUAUUUGAUGUAUGCAUGGAAUUAUCCAAUCGGCUGUUUGAGGUCAUGGCGAGGGGUCUACAACUGGAGGAUCCAUUACUAUUUGUAAACGCUCAUAAAGGCAUCAAAGGACCAGACAAUACUACUACACUGAGAACUCUCUACUACCCACCAAUAUCACAGGAUAUUGAAUUGAAACCCAAUCAGAUACGAUGUGGAGAGCAUUCAGAUUAUGGAUCAAUGACAUUACUAUUCCAAGAUGACAUUGGAGGACUAGAGAUACAAUGUCUGGAUGGUAGUUUUAUUGACGCCACGCCCAUAGAUGGAAGUAUUAUUGUCAACAUAGGAGAUUUAAUGCAGCGAUGGACUUCUGAUAAACUCGUUUCCGCAGUACAUAAAGUUGGAAUACCAAAAAGCAUCAAAAAAAGAGAAUCCAGUCGUCAAUCGAUAGCAUUUUUCAACGUUCCUGAUAAUUUUUCUGUUGUCAUGUGUGUGGAUGGUAGUGAUAAAUACCCAGCAAUACGCCCUGACGAUUACCUUAAACACAAAUUUUACGAAACUUUUAAAAUAUAA
Saccoglossus kowalevskii is the source of this 801-nucleotide messenger RNA. RefSeq lists its product as uncharacterized. The record is from RefSeq and is a predicted model, not a curated record. Lineage: Eukaryota; Metazoa; Hemichordata; Enteropneusta; Harrimaniidae.